Plectropomus leopardus (leopard coralgrouper) is the source of this 2552-nucleotide messenger RNA. RefSeq lists its product as uncharacterized. Gene Ontology annotation, biological process: regulation of gene expression. Lineage: Eukaryota; Metazoa; Chordata; Actinopteri; Perciformes; Serranidae. The record is from RefSeq and is a predicted model, not a curated record. Gene Ontology annotation, cellular component: nucleus.
CAUGCACGCACAGCUCCUCUCGUGCAUUACAUUGUAACUACAUUUUUUACAGUCAACAUUGGGAAGACCUCUUGACUGCGACAACAACUCGUGCGUGUGCAGAAAGCUACAGAAACCAUGUCGACAGUCUUCUCUUUCCAGACACAGCUCGUGUCCAUCAUGGACGCGUUAUCCAAAACAGCUGUGCUGGAAAUAAGCAAACUGGUCGAGAUCGAGUCGAAGAUGCUUAAAAUUGAGAUAACUCGAGGGCGGAACGAAAUCGCCUCCCUGACAGAGAAACUGCAGCUGAUGGAGAAACUGCUGUUUAUCGCGCAGGGAGGCCGGCAGGACGCAGCAGCAGCAGCAUGCGCAGCGGUGAGGGACGGUUCAGAGGACGGGAUACUGGAGCCUGACAGGGCAAGACCUGUCAUAAAAAGUGAAAGUCCAUGGGAGAGCAUAAGUUCCUCCACCGAGUGGCAUCAUCAUCAAGGUGAAGAGCAUGCCAUAGCUGAACUCUCAAACUCUCAGAAAGAGCAGCCUGAACUGAUAGUGGUGAAGGAAGAGCCGCCAGAGGUGGACAACACAGACUGUGAACAAGAUAGGACAAGUGAAAACAGAAGGGAAGCUUUCACAGACAAGCAGGAGAGUCCAGAAGUGAUGCAGCGUCCCAAAGGGGUCGCAGAGCGUCAGCAGCCUCUCUUCACCGACAGCUUUGUGACCAUGAGCACCCAGUCGUCUCUCGCUGGACCAGGCAGGAGAGAAACACAGUGGAAUCCGCAGCUUACACCUGCACACACAACCCUAGUGGCUGGGAAAAGCUUGGCUCAAAAUGUUGCCUCUCAAAGCUUAAGUGUGCUCAGGAAUAUGAAGCUACACAACUUGAGGAACUCGGGUGCCAAGAGGUUUGGCUGCUUGCAGUGCGGCAAGAGCUUCAGGUGCUUCAGCCAGCUUGAAAUACACCAGAGGAGUCACACGGGAGAGAAACCGUUUAGGUGCACGCUGUGUGGAAAGAGAUAUGCACAGAAGGGGCAUUUGUACACACACCAGCGCACGCACACAGGGGAGAAGCCCUACCGCUGCCCUAUCUGUGGAAAGGGCUUCAUUCAGAAAUGUACUCUUGAUAUGCAUCAGCGCACGCACACAGGAGAAAAACCUUUUGUUUGUAUCAAAUGUGGCAAAGGCUUCACAAAGAACUGUAACCUGAAAAAACACCUUGCAGUACAUCUAGAUCCUAGUCUGAACAUGUACGGGAGUGAAUCUAGUGUGCCGACAUUUAGUGGGACCCUCCCUGUCGAGAUGAUGUGCGACACGACGAACCGAAGUUUUCGGGCGCAGCUAGCCGCCGUCCUGGACAAGCUAACGAAGGCGGCUGUGGUUGAAAUCGGAAACCUGGCUGAUGAAUGCUCCUCCGUCCUUCACACCGAGAUCUCCCUGCACAAGACGGAGAAUGAGGCGCUGAAGAAGAGGUGCUACCUACUGGAGGUCCAGCUGAGAGCAGCGAGGGAGGCGCAGACAUAUCCCGCACAUGUCAACAGCGUCAGCCGCAGACACCCUGCAGAACAGCAGCAGCCUGCUCCAGCUAUCGAGGGAGUUUUUGGGAAGGACUGGUGCAUGGAUCUGUGGAGAGACGAUAAACUCCCCCCUCAGAGAAAAGAGACAGUGGAGCCUGCUGCCAUGAUGAGCAUGGGGCCACAGGGGAUAGAUUUAAUGGAGAGAGAACCUGACCUCAUCUUUGUCAAAGAGGAGACGUAUGACGAUCAUCCGAUCGGUCAGCAGAUGAGGCUCACAGAUAACAGAAAAGUUGUUGGGAUUUUUGACGACAGCAACAUGCUUCAUAGGUCCGUCGAUGAACUGCAGCUUCACUCAGCGGAAUUAAACAACUUCCCCAUGACGGCUGACGCUCAAACACAACAACACACGCAGACAACAAUUAUGGACAAACUGAUAGAUGAUGCAACAAUAAGCACAAUGGUGGACAACACAAAUUCUUCCUCGGCCACCACAGAAUACUCCGACUACACCAACACUAUCCACAUGAACCCAACCAAAGAACUCACCGUCCAGCCGAGACCCAUGAAGACACCGAAACGCUUUGAAUGCUUAUUCUGCGGGAAAAUAUUCAACUAUUUAAGCAGCUUAAAAGUCCACAUACGGCGACACUCCGGUGAGAAGCCGUUCACCUGCUCGGUUUGCGGGAAGCGGUUUGCUCAGAAAACAUACCUGAAGCUGCACCAGCGCGUGCACUCCGGAGAGAAGCCUUACAGCUGUCCGGACUGCGGCAAAAGUUUCUCCCAGAAAAGCUCUCUGAACAUACAUCUUCGGACUCACACCGGCGAAAAGCCUUACAGCUGUGUGGAUUGUGGAAAAUGUUAUGCAUACAAGUACGGUUUAAAUCACCACCAGUGUUUCAACUGACAGACCAUAAUGAUCAGAAUUUCUACAAACGCGGUCAGCGUGCCAAUAUGUCUAUAGGAAACUCAAACGUGGAUGGAAAAUGUAGAUUUGAAACACCCCACCUAUAUUAAAGAAAGGCUUAUUUUACAGCCUUAUUGUUAAUGGUGCUGCUGUAAAAA